UUGUAAAAUCAAUACAUUCAUCGUUCCACUCAGAAUCUAAAAAAUUAAGAAAAAUAAAAAAAUAAAAAGAAGAUGCAUAUUUUAUAAAUUAUAAGUGCAUAAGUGCAUGCAUAUGUGAUAUAUAGCGCAUCAAGCUCCAAGCUACAUUAUAAUAAUAAAAUGUUGUUUUUUUUUUAAUAUAAUUAAUGAAGGAGGAAAUUUCGAAUAAUCCAACAAAACCAGUACCUAAAGCAUUUAAAGAAAUAAGGAGAUCUGUAAUUACUUCAGGAAUACAAGGUGCUACAAACUCUGAAAUUGUAGAUGCUAUUCCAGUAUUUACUAGCAUAAAAAGUUCCGGUUACAGAAAAAAAAUGAAAAUGAUUCCCCCUUUACCGUCGAAAUUAUGCGAUUUAACGAUUGAAGGUGACUGGCGUUCUACAAACGAUGGGAGAGAUUUUUUAUUAGGUUCAGAAGGAAAUGAUGAAAAAAUAAUUAUAUUUGGAACAGAUGGAUUUUUAAAACGACUUUGUAGCAGUGAAAUCGUUUUCAUGGAUGGUACAUUUAAAUCUGCCCCCAAAUUAUUUAUGCAAAUAUACACAUUACACUGUUUUGUAAUGGGUGUUAUGGCAGGGGGUGGACACUCUUGGGCGGCGGGCCGAUAAUAGAGAAUCAGUCGGCCAUGACACCGAAGGUAUACAGUGUGCACAUUGCUAUGGCAAAAUAAAGAAUCUUUACGUUUGUAUAAAUGUUCACACUGAGUAUAGUAAUGAUAAGUACUACGUUUUUACGUUAUCGUGAUUUUUUAUUGUAAAAAUGGGUUCCACUUUUUUUUUCAGUGAAAACUGGUCAAACUGUUCGGUUGAACUGGCCCUACUGUAUGCCGCCGGUGUCAUGGCCGACUGACUCAAAAAAUUGUCCUAUGCUGCCAAUGUUAAAUGUUAUCAGUGUCCAUUCUGAUUGUUAUAUUCU
Acyrthosiphon pisum (pea aphid) is the source of this 948-nucleotide messenger RNA. RefSeq lists its product as uncharacterized. The record is from RefSeq and is a predicted model, not a curated record. The coding region runs from base 186 to 641 and encodes 151 amino acids. NCBI's taxonomy places the organism in Eukaryota, Metazoa, Arthropoda, Insecta, Hemiptera, Aphididae. The transcript has 2 exons.